Ruditapes philippinarum (Manila clam) is the source of this 1793-nucleotide messenger RNA. RefSeq lists its product as uncharacterized. Bases 270 to 1793 code for a protein of 507 amino acids. The transcript has 5 exons. The record is from RefSeq and is a predicted model, not a curated record. NCBI's taxonomy places the organism in Eukaryota, Metazoa, Mollusca, Bivalvia, Venerida, Veneridae.
UUCACGAGCAUUGAUCAUGUUUAGGAGCAUAAAAUGUUAAAAAAUAUUACGUUGCAUAAUUAAGAUAUAAUGCAAUACGGACUUCCGUGUUUAGCCUAAAAUGUUAUUUCAUGAUCUUUAUUCAAGUAUAUUUUCCUUAAAUUAAUGUACAGAUAAGAGAGCACGGCAUAUUUGAACAUUUUAACACGAUAACUAUACUUCAUAUAUUAAAUGCACUGACAUGUUGAAAUCAUUAUAAGGAAUAUAUUUCAGCAAUUUAGGUGAUUAAAAUGGCAACAAUAGACAACGAGAGACAUAUUCGCUACAUGCUUCUUCUUCAUGAAGGAGGAAUUCUUGUGCUAAGGGAAAUUCUUAGAAUUGAAACAACCAAAGCAGGUAAGCCCCUUGGCAAUAUACUGAGUGCUAAUGAAGCUGUCUUGAAGCGGAAGAUGGACAAGCAAACGUAUUCAAAUGUGUUUGGUUCCGGCGGAAAUCAAGAUAUUGAUACGUGGGACAUAUCACUUUUAGCGACAAUGAUUCUUCAUCUCUUUGAAAACAGUGUCCCAGGUGACAUUAAGAAGUGUAUCAGAGACCUCAAGGACUUGAGAAACAAUGUUGCUCAUUCACCAUCUCUGUCCUUAAGUUCAGAAGAAUAUGAAAACAACAGAAAAAACCUUGCCGCUAUUCUUAUGAAAAUGUGCGUUGGUGUAGAUCGGAUGGUUUAUGACAAAUGCCAAAACCUUAUAAAAGAUGUCGCAGUUGGGCCUAUAGAUAUACGUUCAGCUUUGGAAAGAGUAGAAGAGUUAAAAAAAUGUGACAAAGUCAUACAUACUUUGCUUGAAUCUUAUUUUCAAAAAAUGGAAGAGGUUUCAAUCAAAGUUGAUGCCGUUUCAAAUGAAAUGGAAGGCAAUUCGAUUAAAAUGGCAGACAUUUCAAGUAAAGUUGAGGUCAUUUCUGCUGAAAUGAAUGAUGUUUCAACUAAAGUUGAAGAUGUUACCGCUAAGGUGGACGAUGUCGCAACUAAGAUGAACGAUGUCUCAACUAUACAUGCUAUAGUGGAAGGCAAUUCAGCUACAUUGCAAAGAAUUUUCAGUACAGUAGAAGAGUUGAAAGACGUUGCUAAAGAGGUAUCUUCAGUAGCAAAUGAAGCGAUAGUUUCAGAGAUGUUUUCCGAAAUGUCAUCAGAUGUUGAAGCCAAUUUGCGGAAAUAUCGUCAUGAAUUUGAAAAGCGUAUCAAGGACCCGUCUAUCGUAUAUCAUCUUGCAGCACAGUCUGUCAUAUCUAAAGAGAUUUCUUCGAGGAUAACUGAUCUGUAUAUUGUUGGAGAGACAAUAAAGGCAUCUAAAGAGUUGAUUGACGCAGUUAUGAAUUCAAAAGAACCUGGGAAAUGGCAAUCAUUUGUAGAGUCCAUUGAAAGAGCAGAUUAUCCGUAUUUGAAGCAGCUGUUGUUAUCACCAACCGCCUAUGACCAAUUUUCGUCUACUCAUGCCCAGAGAAACAUAUGUUUGUUUAGCUCACGUCUUGUAAACUCGAUAAGUGCGGUGGAAUUAUUGCCAGAGUUUAUAAAAAGAGGUGUAUUAAAUCAUAUAGAUUCAGAAGUUACCAUAAGAACGGACAGAACUAAAGGCAACACAUAUGCUGCAAUGAUUCUCCUAGAUAAAAUGCAAUGUAGAAAGUCACCUCAAGAAUGGUAUUAUGAGUUUUUAGAUUUACUGAUGGAGAUGAACUUCCAGCAUAUAUUGAACGAACUUGAACCGGACUUUAUUGAAAAUCCUUCAGCAUUUAUGCCCAACCUAGGUAAUAAUCAUUCAUAG